CAUUGUCAGGCCAAUUUUGAGUUUUAGGAAAUUGGCUUAAUUGCCUUGUCGCCCUAUUACCACGAGGAUCUUGACGCCUUGUUUUCUCGUUUCGCAACAUCCAUACUGUCAUUACCGUUAUCAUGAAAUUUACAUCUUCAGUCUUGCAGCUUUUGUCGCUGUGCCAAAUCGCGUCUGCAUCGCCAUGCAAGCCUUCUUCUUCAACUGUCACUUCGGCUACGCUAGCAAGCACCACUGAGGCCACUGAGACAGAGUCAUCUACGACUUUUAGCUACGAAACUACAGCCCCUACCGAGUUUGAGACAUUGGCCGACUCAUCUACCAUCGCCACUUCGGUCGCAACGUCAAGCGUUGAGGUUGAGCCCACGACAACCACCACUGCCGCAUCGGGACCUACCAAUCUGAUUAGCAACCCCGGUUUCGAAGAUUCAACCGUCGCGCCUUGGACCAUUUACAACAACGUCGGAGCCUUGGAUAUAGCCAGCGGUUCAGGCCUCCCCCCAUCCCCCCAAGCAGGGCGAUUCAGCGCCUCUGGAGAAAACCUCAGCAACAUGGGCAUCAGCCAGAAUCUUGAUUCAUCCUUGAUCGUCGUCGACCAAGGGUAUCGCUUUUCGGUCUACACCAAAGUUACAGCCUCCAACUUUUGCAUCUCUCAAACGAUUGCAUGUGGUGCAGGAACAGGUUUCGUAAACUCGGCGAAUUGGGGUGCAGUGCAGGCGAACGGUUGGCAACUGACGACGGUUACUUGUUCGUGGAAUGAGGCUCAGUUAGAUGCUGGACCGAGUGUUCAGGUCACGGGGGUGUGCAAUGGUCUGACGUUUCUGGCUGAUGAUGCUUCUUUGGUCGCAACUGAGGCAUCGGAUUAGUUAAACUGUGACUGGGGGGAAUGUUAUGGUUCUGGUCAUAUUUACCUUGAACCAAAGACCUUAUCAAUACUAUAUGCCCUUCUGUAGGCCGUUGAAUAGUUUUCUUCUCUAUUUUCUUUUAUCACUGCAUACCCCCGCCCAAGCCAGGGGUGCAUGUUGGUCCGAGGUUCAAUUCAGCGACGCCACAUUCAAUAGUUUUACAAUAGACGAUGAGCAGCUACCAAGCGUAAGACAAAAAGAAAAUCUGGUCCGCGGAGCUGAAAUGUCACAAUGGAUUGAUUUGUUAUUCAAGCUAAUUUAGCGUC
Molecule: messenger RNA, 1171 nt
Organism: Fusarium verticillioides 7600
Lineage: Eukaryota; Fungi; Ascomycota; Sordariomycetes; Hypocreales; Nectriaceae
Exons: 1
Coding region: 123-866 (247 amino acids)
Source: RefSeq, a predicted model, not a curated record